UGUUCACUGCCACCUUCCUACAAUGGACUACUACUACUCCUCCUCCUCCUCUCCUCCAAACCCUCACCCCAACCCCAGCCCUGACCCUAAUUGCGCUUCCCAGUUUGAAUUCCUUUACCAUUAUCUCAUGCUCGAAGAUGGCUCUGAGGAAGAUUCAUGCUCGCAGACUACGGCGGCAGCAUCGGCCGUAACAGUUACAGGUACUGGCCAUAUUGAUCAGCUGAUCCACACUGCAACUCCUACACAUGAUGGGGUGAGGAGAUCAAAGGAGACUGAUGAUGGGGCUCGAGUUGUUGCUUUUAGGACGAAAUCAGAGCUCGACGUCAUGGAUGAUGGAUUUAAAUGGAGGAAGUAUGGGAAAAAGAUGGUGAAGAGCAGCCCAAAUCCAAGGAACUACUAUAGAUGUUCAAGUGGAGACUGCCAAGUGAAGAAGAGGAUAGAAAGGGACAUAGAAGAUUCAAGCUAUGUGAUAACUACAUAUACAGGAAUCCAUAACCAUCCAAUCCCUGGUGUGGGGUACUACAACCAGAUGCCUCUCAUGGUUCCUUAUGACUAUGACUGGACUUUACAAGCUUCCUCCCAAUCUCCUUUUUCUUGAAUUAAUUUCCAAGAUGUUUUUUUCCCUUGGAAUUAUGCAAGUAAAAGUGUAGUGUAUCAUGUAUCAUGUAUCAUGUAUCAUGUAUCAUGCUGUCUA
Molecule: messenger RNA, 694 nt
Organism: Vitis riparia (riverbank grape)
Lineage: Eukaryota; Viridiplantae; Streptophyta; Magnoliopsida; Vitales; Vitaceae
Product: probable WRKY transcription factor 51
Exons: 3
Coding region: 23-598 (191 amino acids)
Biological process (GO): regulation of DNA-templated transcription
Molecular function (GO): DNA-binding transcription factor activity; sequence-specific DNA binding
Source: RefSeq, a predicted model, not a curated record